Messenger RNA from Salarias fasciatus (jewelled blenny), 1482 nucleotides. RefSeq names its product calcium/calmodulin-dependent protein kinase kinase 1, alpha b (gene camkk1b). Lineage: Eukaryota; Metazoa; Chordata; Actinopteri; Blenniiformes; Blenniidae. Gene Ontology annotation, molecular function: ATP binding; protein serine/threonine kinase activity. Gene Ontology annotation, biological process: protein phosphorylation; CAMKK-AMPK signaling cascade. The transcript has 16 exons. The coding region runs from base 1 to 1482 and encodes 493 amino acids. The record is from RefSeq and is a predicted model, not a curated record.
AUGAGCACUGACUCCGUCUUCCUGUCCGAGACGGACUCGGACCACCACGCCGAGCUGGCCGACAUGGUGGCGGCCAUGAACGUGGCCGUCAACCGUGUGACGCCGCCCAACGGCUACCGGCCGGGGGCCCCGAGGCCCGCGGGGGCCCAGAGGGGGGGCCUGUCAGACCGGAAGAUGUCCCUGCAGGAGCGGGGCAGCCGCAUGGCCCGGCAGCCCACCAUCGAGACCAAGCGGGUGUCCAUCACCGACGCUGACGACUGCGUGCAGCUGAACCAGUACAAGCUGAAGAAGGAGAUCGGAAAGGGCUCCUACGGAGUGGUGAAGUUGGCCUAUGACGAAGACUCGGAGCAGUACUACGCCAUGAAAGUCGUUUCAAAGAAGAAGCUGAUGAGGCAGUGUGGAUUUCUACGCCGAAUCCCUUCUCCAGGCUCAAACUCCCGGCAGCAGCAGCAGGACCCCUUCCCGAAAGCCGUGCUGCCUCUGGAGAGAGUCUACAAGGAGAUCGCCAUCCUGAAGAAGCUGGAUCAUCACAAUGUGGUCAAGCUGGUGGAGGUGCUGGACGACCCCGACGAGGACGGCCUCCACAUGGCCUUCGAGCUGAUGACCAAGGGGCCUGUGAUGGAGGUUCCCACUGACCAGCCUCUGACCGAGGAGAGGGCUCGCUUUUACUUCAGGGACGUCGUCCUGGGAAUCGAGUACUUGCACUACCACAAGAUCAUCCACAGGGACAUCAAACCCUCCAACCUGCUGCUGGGCGACGACGGCCACGUCAAGAUCGCAGACUUCGGCGUGAGCAAGGAGUUCGAGGGGACGGACGCGCUGCUGUCGUGCACGGCGGGGACGCCGGCCUUCAUGGCGCCGGAGACCAUGACGGAACACGAGCAGAGCUUCAGCGGAAAAGCGUUAGACGUGUGGGCGAUGGGAGUAACGCUCUACUGUUUCGUCUUUGGGACGUGCCCUUUUUACGAUGAAUACAUCGUUUCCCUUCACAAUAAGAUCAAGAACAAAGCUGUGGAGUUUCCAGAGACGCCGUCCGUCAGUAACGAGCUGAAGGAGCUCAUUCAGAGGAUGCUGGACAAAACCCCCGAACGGCGAAUCACCAUCCCCCAGAUCAAGCUCCAUCCGUGGGUGACGGAGGACGGCUCCAACCCUCUGCCUCUGGAGGAGGAGCACUGCACGGCGCUGGAGGUCACUGAGGAGGAGGUGCAGAACAGCGUCAAGCUCAUCCCCAGCCUGUCGGCCGUGAUCCUGGUGAAGUCCAUGCUGAGGAAGCGCUCGUUCAGUAAUCCCUUCGAGUGUCAGGGCCGCCGGGCCGAGAGGUCCAUGUCUGCCCCCGGAGGUCUUCUUACAGACUCUUGGGGCUUGCUGGCUUCGCCGCUGCUGCUUCAUCCUUCCUUGAGGAAAAUCAGCCGAGAGGGGAGCAGAGAAGGAGAGCUGGAGGACUUAUAUGAGGACGAGCCACUGCCAGAGAGUGCAGAUUGA